Molecule: messenger RNA, 2465 nt
Organism: Mandrillus leucophaeus (drill)
Lineage: Eukaryota; Metazoa; Chordata; Mammalia; Primates; Cercopithecidae
Gene: MMD
Product: monocyte to macrophage differentiation-associated
Exons: 7
Coding region: 13-729 (238 amino acids)
Cellular component (GO): membrane
Molecular function (GO): pore-forming activity
Source: RefSeq, a predicted model, not a curated record
AGCAGAGGAUCAAUGCGGUUCAAGAAUCGAUUCCAGCGGUUCAUGAACCAUCGAGCUCCAGCCAAUGGCCGCUACAAGCCAACUUGCUAUGAACAUGCUGCUAACUGUUACACACACGCAUUCCUCAUUGUUCCGGCCAUCGUGGGCAGUGCCCUCCUCCAUCGGCUGUCUGAUGACUGCUGGGAAAAGAUAACAGCAUGGAUUUAUGGAAUGGGACUCUGUGCCCUCUUCAUCGUUUCUACAGUAUUUCACAUUGUAUCGUGGAAAAAGAGCCACUUAAGGACAGUGGAGCAUUGUUUUCACAUGUGUGAUAGAAUGGUUAUCUAUUUCUUCAUUGCUGCUUCUUAUGCUCCAUGGUUAAAUCUUCGUGAACUUGGACCCCUGGCAUCUCACAUGCGUUGGUUUAUCUGGCUCAUGGCAGCUGGAGGAACCAUUUAUGUAUUUCUCUACCAUGAAAAGUAUAAGGUGGUUGAACUCUUUUUCUAUCUCACAAUGGGAUUCUCUCCAGCCUUGGUGGUGACGUCAAUGAACAACACUGAUGGACUUCAGGAACUUGCCUGUGGGGGCUUAAUUUAUUGCCUGGGAGUUGUGUUCUUCAAGAGUGAUGGCAUCAUUCCAUUUGCCCACGCCAUCUGGCACCUGUUUGUGGCCACGGCAGCUGCAGUGCAUUACUACGCCAUUUGGAAAUACCUUUACCGAAGUCCUACAGACUUUAUGCGGCAUUUAUGACCAAUCUGUACUAAGUCUCCAAACCAGUAUUAUUUCAAUUAUGGCACUUGGGAGUGGGGUGAGAGCUGAACAUUGCACAGGGAAAGAAAAAAAAUAAGAUAACUGCACUGACUUUCUUUAUAUAUUUUGAAUAUAAUUACUGUGAAAGUAUAAAGGCUGUGUUCUGGAAUUUUCCCCCUCACAGCAAAUAAAUAAGGUAGUGAAUUAAUUAUUCAUUCCAUUCCACUAUCAUGAAGGACUCUGAAUAGACUUGGCCAACUGAUGUUUACAAACCAGAAUUUUGUAUUUUAAUUUUACAGAUUUUACUACAUGAUUUUUCUAAAUUACUAUGUCAGGUUGUAAAAGUCAGUGCAAUAACAAAGCUUCCUUUUUAAGAAGAAAAUUGUUUCUAUCACUUUCCCAUUCACUAGGUAAAGAAUCAUGGACAGAACUUACACUACUUUUUACUAUGUUUCAUCUUGGCAUAACAUGGUUCUUUUUUAAAUAGAAACUUUAGUUUUUUGUAAAUUUUUUAAAAAAUAUUUCAUUGAUACGCAUCUCUGCGGGUCCUCAUUCAUGUUGUGAAUUUUUGCAGCAAGCAGUUAACAUUCCACAAACGAACAAACAUUAUACCUCUUCUGAUAGUUUUAUUAAGCAUGGAGAAAUUGCCAAUUUUUAAAAACUGAAGUUUUCCAAACUUUUCUGCCAACCUCUUACUCUGAAUUCAGUGCUGCUUUGGGACACAUACUUGACCUAGCUUGGUUUACCAGUGAUGGAAAAGUAUUUUGAUAUCAUUAACUUUUUCAAAAGAUCCAACUUUUUCUCUAUGCCUUUGCCACAUUCUCUUCAGGGUCUCUUUCCACAGUGGAUGAGUAUUUGAUCUGUAUUAUGACAAUAUUGUUGGGAUGGCCAUCUGCUGGAAACUCCUGAAGAGCUUUAUGUAUUACAGUGAACAGUUGUAUUGCCUGUUUGGUGCCCAGUGGUUAAGUCAUUGUCACUUAGCUUGAUAUUGUCAGUUUGAUAUUUAUUUUAAAUUGUGGAACUAGAUGCAUACGUUCACAUUUCUGCCUUUCCUUUGCAUCUUCCAAUAUAUAUUGUGUGUGUGUGUGGUUUUUUUUUCCUAGAAAAAUAUUUAAAGCAUUGUUUGACAGGUAGAAAACUCAUGUAUCUGGUAGUCCAUGAGUUAUAUCCUGGCUCAGUGGAGUGAUAUUUAUGUAUUAUUUUUACUUUUCUCUCAGUGUCUUAUAUUAAGAUUAAUAUGUUGUUAAUAGUUGCUUUGUCGGUUAAUCCCUCUUGUUGGUGUUUUAAUACAUGAAAUAGGCUUGCCUUUAGAUCGGGUGCUGGUAUUACCUGUUUUCUAGUAAUCGGCUGAGCAAAUGGUCAGCGGAAUUCUUGGUUUGAUGAUAAGCUUAUUAAUUGAAAUUUUUUACUGAUGGGGCUUUAAAAGAGGUUUAUUUUGUGUAUGUUUAGAACUCUGAUUUUGAUGAAUUAUAUGGGAACGAGAAACAGAAGAAGUGGUAUUUGCUGGUGAGUUAAAUAGGCAAGGUACCCAGUGAUAACACCAACCAGACCACUCCUAUCUGCAUGAUUCUGAACAUCUGGUUGCCUGUUGUUUUACUGUGUAUAUUUUAUUUUUAAUAUAUUAACUUUGUGGAUUCAUCUAAGGUCUGCUCAAAAGUAACACUGUCAAAACCACUAAUAUGUAUGUAAAAAUUGUGCUGUAUACUACAAUAAAGUUGUUACUUGGAUUUGUUCCA